Oncorhynchus masou masou (cherry salmon) is the source of this 4031-nucleotide messenger RNA. RefSeq names its product dual specificity protein phosphatase 10-like. Gene Ontology annotation, cellular component: cytoplasm. The transcript has 4 exons. The record is from RefSeq and is a predicted model, not a curated record. Gene Ontology annotation, biological process: protein dephosphorylation; negative regulation of JUN kinase activity. The coding region runs from base 301 to 1797 and encodes 498 amino acids. Gene Ontology annotation, molecular function: MAP kinase tyrosine phosphatase activity; protein tyrosine/threonine phosphatase activity; MAP kinase tyrosine/serine/threonine phosphatase activity. Lineage: Eukaryota; Metazoa; Chordata; Actinopteri; Salmoniformes; Salmonidae.
CUGCGCUCUCACUGUACAAAACGAAUGCAUUUAAUAUUAAUGAACUCGUGUAUUGGCUCUUACCCGUGUCAAUCCUAAAGUGCUUCUUCGCUAGGUUGGCUGACCCCUUGUAUAUUAUUACUGAGGACCAGGCUAAAAGUAAAAAUGUUGCGGAUCCUCGGCACUGGGACAGGCUGAAUGGAGUCAACGUUGAGCGCAAAUAAAAUCAUUCUACAUUCACCCGGAGCGCACAAAAUAUUGUUUUACAAAAAUACGGGUAUGGUGUAGUUCUCCGUAGACGUCCCGACCCUCAGCCUCCACAUGCCUCCAUCUCCCCUUGACGACAGAAUUGUGGUGGCGCUGCCAAGGCCGAUCCGACCUCAGGAACUCCGACUGCGCCUGGACACCAGCUACCUGGACACCAGCUACCUGGACACUACUGUCACCAGCCCUGUCAGCAAGACGACUGUCAUCAGCACAACGGUGGUGAAGAUCCGGGCGACCAACCUCACUUAUAUGCCCUCAUCUAACGGCUCCACGCGCUCCCUGUCGUGUGGAUGCACCAGUGCCAGCUGCUGCUCGGUCACCACCUACGAGAAGGACAGCCAGCACAACCAGCGCCAGCAGCAGAGCCACGUCAGCCAGGUGAGCGCCAGCAGCCCCAACCUCAGCUAUGCUGGACCCGCCUCCUCCAACCCCAUAGUCACGGGCAUGGGCAUGAUACACCAUGAGGCCUUCAGUGACCCUAGUCUCACCUCUGGCCCAACCAAGGCUCUAGGGUCCACUGUCCGGGUCAUCCACCCCAAUGAGCUGGCCAAGCGGAUGGCCAGGUGCCCCAUGGGCCACCCGGUCGGGCCGGUGCCGGUCAUCAUCGACUGCCGGCCCUUCAUGGACUACAACAAGAGCCACAUCCAGGGUGCAGUGCACAUCAACUGUUCGGACAAGAUCAGCCGGCGACGGCUGCAGCAGGGCAAGAUCACCGUGCUGGACCUGCUCUCGUGCCGUGAGUCCUCUGGCAAGGACUCCUUUAAGGGCAUCUUCUCCAAAGAGAUUGUGGUGUACGACGAGAGUACAAUGGAUCCCCAGAGGGUGACCUCCUCACAGCCCCUUCAUGUGGUCCUGGAUUCGCUGAAGAGGGAGGGAAAGGACCCCAUUGUUCUCAAAGGGGGCCUCAGCUGCUUCAGACAGAACCACCAGAACCUGUGUGACCACUCCCUCCACCUCCACGAGAGCCUGGACGCCGGCAUAGGCGUCAGCGGGGCCUCCGGCCACACGGGGGCACUACCUCACUCCAUGUCCCUGCCCUCCACGCCGGACAUCGAGGACGCCGAGCUGACGCCCAUCCUGCCCUUCCUGUACCUGGGCAACGAGCACGACGCGCAGGAUGCCCACAGGCUACAGCGCUACAACAUCGGCUUUGUGCUCAACGUCACCACCCACCUGCCGCUCUACCACUAUGACACAGGCCUGUUCAGCUACAAGCGGCUGCCAGCCACCGACAGCAACAAGCAGAACUUGAGGCAGUACUUUGAGGAGGCGUUUGAAUUCAUCGAGGAAGCACGGCAAGCGGACAUGGGCCUCUUGAUCCACUGCCAGGCAGGCGUGUCUCGCUCGGCCACCAUCGUCAUUGCCUACCUGAUGAAGCACACCUGGAUGACCAUGACUGACGCUUACAAGUUUGUCAAGACCCGGCGGCCCAUCAUCUCCCCCAACCUCAACUUCAUGGGCCAACUGCUGGAGUUCGAGGAGGACCUGAACAAUGGCAUCACACCACGCAUCCUCAUGCCAAAGCUCAUCGGUGUGGAGACCAUGGUUUAGGGUGACACCUGCCAUUCCUGGUUUAGGAGGACAUCCCACUCACUCUACGGGCUACUCUUGACAGGCUGAUUCUGAGAGCAAAAUCACUUUAUUUCAGAAUCUCCUAGUCAUGCUCUUCUGGGACUGUCACAGGAGUGCCAAGGUUCUGGGUCAACGGCAAUGAGAAACACCCCAGAAUACCUGCUGUUCCGAACUGGCUGGCUUCCUGGAGGAACAAGAGUGUUGGGGAGAGAAAACGGUCAGUGGGAAGCUGUCGUGCAUGACCAUGGAGGAGCAAAAACAUGUAAGGAAAGGAAAAUAGAUGAACUAUUUCUGAAGAAAAAAAAGAAGCAUGUACUGUGGGGACUUAGCAGGUUAGCAGUGAGAGAAACUGACUCUUCAGACUCACACUGUGCUGUGGCUCACGGUUAUUGUUGCAGGCAGGCUGGGGCCGAGCUGGCCGAGGCGGUGCCUGUCAGAAAAGAUGAAGACUUGUUUGGUGUGUUAAUGUUCUUGUUCUAUUUUUAUAGAGGGGUUUAUGGGGGUGACCAUGACAAGCCCAAAGUGGCUUACUGUGCAAUAAUGUCUGAGUGGAAUGGGGCUGGGAGCCUGAUCUUAUGUGUAUAUAUGGGUAUUCGAUGACGAUAAAACAUUUCCAUUUCGCCACUGAUUUGACAUGAAGUAACCUUUUUUGAAUUAAUUGUUGUUAUCGAUUCUGUAUUUUUUUUACGCAUACCAUUGAGCUGUUACACUAUAUAUAUAUAAAAGUAUUUGGACACCGCUUCAAAUGACUGGUUUUCAGCUAUAUCAGUCACACCCGUUGCUGACAGGUGUAUACAAAGGAGCACACAGCCAUGGAAUCUCCAUAGCCUAACAUUGGCAGUAGAAUUACCUUACUGAAGAGCUUAGUUGCGUUCAACGUGGCCCUGUCAUAGGAUGCCAGCUUUCAAACAAGUCAGUUCUUCAAAUUUCUGUGGGCGGCAGGUAGCCUAGUGGUUAGAGUGUUGGGCCAGUAACCAUAAGGUUGCUAAAUCGAAUCCCCAAGCUGACAAGGUAAAAAUCAGUUGUUCUACCCCUGAACAAGGCAGUUAACCCACUGUUCCUAGUCCGUCAUUGUAAAUAAGAAUUUGUUCUUAACUGACUUGCCAAGUUAAAUAAAAAGUGCUGUUAUUUUUAAGUAGAAAUGUCUAGGAGCAACUACGGUUCAGCCGCGAAGUGGUAGGCCACACAAACUCCCAGAACGGGACAGCGUAGUGCGAAGAAAUAGACUGUCCUCGGAUGCAACACUUGAGUUCCAAAAUGCCACUGGAAGCAAUGUCCGCACAAUAACUGUUCAUCGGGAGCUUCAUGAAAUGAGUUUCCAUGGCUGUGAAGCUGCACGCAAGCCUAAGAUCACCAUGCACAAUACCUAGCUUCGGCUGGAGUGUUGUAAAGCUCACCACCUUUGGACUCUGGAUCAGUGGAAAUGCAUUCUCUGGAGUGAUGAAUGCCGCUUCACCAUCUGGCAGUCCGACGGACUAAUCUGCGUUUGGCGGAUGUCAGGAGAACGCUACAUGCCCCAAUGCAUAGUGCCAACUGUAAAGUUUGAUGGAGGAGGAAUAAUGGUCUGGUGCUGUUUUUCAUGGUUCAGGCUAGACCCCUUAGUUCCAGUGAAUGGAAAUCUUAAGGCUGCAGCAUACAAUGACAUUUUAGACGAUUCUGUGCUUCCAAAUUUGUGGCAACAGUUUGGGGAAGGCCCUUUCCUGUUUCAGCAUGACAAUGCCCGUGUGCACAAAGCAAGGUCCAUACAGAAAUGGUUUGUCGAGAACGGUGUGGAAGAACUUGACUGGCCUGCACAGAGCCCUGACCUCAGACCCAUCAAAAACCUUUUGGAUGAAUUGGAAUGCAGACUGCGAGCCAGGCUUAAUCGCCAAACAUCAGUGCCCGACCUCACUAAUACUCUUGUGGCCAACUGGAAAAAAGUCCCUGCAGCAAUGUUCUAACAUCUAGUGGAAAGCCUUCUCAGAAGAGUGGAGACUGUUAUAGCAGCAAAGAGGGGAACAACUCCAUAUUAAUGCCCAUGAUUUUGGAAUGAGAUAUUCGACGAGCAGGUGUCCACAUACUUUUGGUCAUGUAGUGUACGUUUGGCACAAGUUAGAUUGAUAAAAUAUAUGUUUUUUAUGUACAAUUCUUGGCACUAGUGUGCCUUAGUUGUCUGUGCAUAUUUGCUUAAUUCUGUUUACUCUUCAAAAAUACAUGAAACCAUUCACAUUGUC